AUGACUUCAACACAUACAGGGUCUGAUCUGAGGAUGGUUCUUCUGGGUAAAACUGGAUCAGGAAAAAGUGCAACAGGAAACACCAUCCUGGGCAGAAAGGCUUUUGAAGUUGUUGAUUUCAUGAAAUCAGCCAAUAAACUCUGUGAGAAACAGGGAGGAGUGGUGGAUGGAAAACACGUCUCUAUAAUUGACACUCCAGGACUGUUUAACACAGCUAUGGAUAAACAACGAGUGAAGACUGAUAAACAUCAGCUGAAGACUGAAAUAGAAAAGUGUGUAGAGAUGUCCUCUCCUGGUCCUCAUGUGUUUCUGCUGGUGCUAAAGCUGGGUGUGAGAUUCACAGAAGAAGAGAGAGAAGCAGUGAAAUGGAUUCAGGAGAACUUUGGAGAAGAAGCUUUGCGCCGUACCAUCAUUCUGUUCACUCACGCUGAUCUGCUGAAGGGAAAACCUGUGGACGAGUACAUCAGUAAAAGUGACUAUUUAAGAGAAAUAGUUCACAGCUGUGGUGGCAGAUAUCACUCAUUCAACAAUAAAGACAGAAACAAUCAAGAUCAGGUCACACAACUGCAGAAGAAGAUCAACUCAAUGAUGAAGAAAAAUGAAAUGAUGCAUUACACUUUUGAGAUGUUUAAAACCACUCAGAUGAAGAAGGAAGAAAAAUGGGCAAAGACUGCAUAUUUCUGA
Messenger RNA from Sinocyclocheilus grahami, 684 nucleotides. Its product is annotated as GTPase IMAP family member 2-like. Bases 1 to 684 code for a protein of 227 amino acids. The record is from RefSeq and is a predicted model, not a curated record. Lineage: Eukaryota; Metazoa; Chordata; Actinopteri; Cypriniformes; Cyprinidae. The transcript has 3 exons. Gene Ontology annotation, molecular function: GTP binding.